Molecule: messenger RNA, 1808 nt
Organism: Drosophila teissieri
Lineage: Eukaryota; Metazoa; Arthropoda; Insecta; Diptera; Drosophilidae
Exons: 4
Coding region: 157-1584 (475 amino acids)
Biological process (GO): mRNA export from nucleus
Cellular component (GO): nucleus
Molecular function (GO): mRNA binding
Source: RefSeq, a predicted model, not a curated record
CGAUAGUACAAACAGCCACCCCAAGUGUCACCAGUGAAACGCCAGCAUUUUUUUUUUACAAACAGAGUACGAGUUAUCAGGAAAAUCUAAAGGUUUUCUCUUAUUUUGAUUCGUGCAUAGCUUAGGAAAGGGUGUGAAAAGCAAAAGCCGGCAGCCAUGGACAUCGAACUGAGUCUGGACGAGAUUAUAGAGCGAAAGCGCGGGCACGGCGGCCAUCGUCCCAGCGACAGAAAGUUCAAUCCCAACUUCUCUAAGCCGCGCCGGCUGCUGAACAAGCCUUCCUUCAAACCAUCGGGCGCCGGAGGAUCCCUGUCUGAUCCGCCAGCAAAGCGCACCUUCGAUGCCAGGAACAAGAUCAUCCAGAAGACACGUGCCAAGAUAGCUGAUGCCCGUGACCUGAUCAACCAGAGCAUGCGAGACUCUGGCAUCGAUGCCCGCCAGUUGUUGCUGGAGAGGAAGAAGUCCCGUCCGGCGGGCCCAUUACCUGAUGAUGAUGAAGAUGAGUCGGUGAAACCAUCACGUCACGCCCGAGGUACGGGAGUACAUAUUGGCCAGUUUGCUCAGCGCACCAUCAGCAUGGCAAACCACCCAAACCAUGGCCAAACCACGAAAUGGGACACGGACGACGAGGUCGUGGGACUGGGCGACCACAGAUUGGCGGGCCUGCGUCGUACCUUUGGCCCCAGAUCCAAUCAGCCGGGCAAACCCUUUGCUCCACGCGGCUAUGUUGAUCAUGACAAUAUGCAGGAUCUCGAAGAUGAGGAGAUCACUCGCACACUUCACUUUGGCAAUUACACUGGCCAGCAGCAGCCGCCGCCGCGCUACACCUUUGGUGGCUUUGACCUGAACCGCGACGACGACGUGGAGAUGUCAACGGCUCCACUAAAGAACAAUAUAGCCAACGAUCCAUUCUCUAUUUACGAGGUGGCCCGCAAUCGCAUUGAGCGACCUUCGUUGCCCACCCCGCUGGUCGUUGGACGCACGGAUACCAGCGAGAAGCUCUUCGAGCGCCGCCACCGCAGCACGGUAAACACAAGCAAUCUUCCAGAAUCGUUGCGGGCUCGUUUGUUUGGCGGUGAGCCGGAUCGUCGCGUCUCCCAUGGGAUCUACGCAAACGAGAACCGUGGACAGGUCGCUGGUAGCAGUGGUGGUGGUGGUGGUGGUGGUAGUGCAGCUCCAUCGAUGUCCCACCCGAUGACAAUACGCCGUUCACCACCCACAUUGCCGCUGGGUACGUCGAACAGCAAGGGUGGAUAUCGCCUGCUGGUGAGCAAUCUGCAUUCGAAUGUGACAACUGCGGAUAUUCGCGAGCUCUUUAGCGACAUCGGUCCAAUGUACGACGCCCAUGUGGUGCGUCCCGGCACCGCCGAAGUUAUUUACAAGUCACUGGAACACGCCGAGAUGGCCGUAGACGCCUAUCACCAUCGUGAGUUCGAUGACCAGCCAAUGCACUGUGUGCUGGUCAAUCCGCACUCCUCCCACCGCUCGGCACACAACUCCAGCUCUCGCACAGUGACCACGAACUCGUCUGGCGUGGAGGUGGACAUCGAUGCACUUCACUCGGUACUCUUCCGGGACCGCUAGGAGGCGUCCGGGAAUUAAGAGGCAACUAGACAAUUUUCUAGACAUACCACUCAAUUCAUCAUCUCCCUAGUAUUAAGUUCAACAACGUAAACCAUCUUCACUUUAGGCGCGCUUGCCACCCGGCGCUUGUUCAGCAAACUAGACAAGUUUAAACCAAAACAUUUGUUUAGUAUAGACACUGUAUCCAAUUGAAUAGACAAGAACAUGGUACUAUUCGAAAAAUA